Molecule: messenger RNA, 1650 nt
Organism: Fusarium sp. VM40
Lineage: Eukaryota; Fungi; Ascomycota; Sordariomycetes; Hypocreales; Nectriaceae
Source: the annotation of a GenBank genome assembly
AUGUCUCUCGCUGAUGACUCCAACCGCGUUGUCGAGCAAUUCGGCUUCUCUGACGAGACCCUCAACAAUCAUGUCAAGGAAUUCUUGAAGCAAAUGGAUGAGGGCCUUCAAAAGGAAGGCACCAGCCUACAACAGAUUCCUACCUACGUCACUGGAGUUCCCAAUGGCACAGAAAAGGGCCUCUACCUAGCCGUUGACCUGGGAGGCACAAACUUCCGAGUUUGCUCCAUCAUGCUCAAUGGCGAUACCACAUUUAACCUCACAUACAACAAGGUUGCCAUCCCCAAGGAGCUUAUGGUCGCAAAGACCUCCUCAGAGCUCUUCUCUUUCCUCGCCAAGCAGAUCGAGAUCUUCCUCAAGGAACACCACGCCGACCACUUCAACUCUCACCUGCGCCGCCGCAACACUGCCAGCGCUCCUUCCGGCUACCGCGAUGAGCACAUCUUCCGCCUGGGUUUCACAUUCAGCUUUCCUGUCAAGCAGCUUGCCAUUAACAAGGGCCUGCUGAUUCGAUGGACCAAGGGCUUUGAUAUUCCUGACGCCGUGGGCAAGGAUGUAUGUGCCCUUCUUCAGACCGAGAUCGACAACCUCCACCUCCCCGUCAAAGUUGCCGCUCUCGUCAACGACACCGUCGGUACCCUCAUGGCCCGAUCCUACACUUCAACAAGCAAGGGCCGAUCUGUCCUGGGUGCUAUCUUCGGUACCGGUACCAAUGGAGCCUACAUGGAGAAACUCGAUAAUAUCAAGAAACCCAUUUCAGGCAAAUAUGACGAGUCAACAGGUGAGAUGGUUGUUAACACAGAGUGGGGUUCGUUCGAUAACCAGCUCAAUGUUCUGCCCUCCACACCAUGGGACAAGGCUCUUGACGCCGGAAGUGUGAACCCUGGCGAUCAGAUGUUCGAGAAGCGUGUGUCUGGUAUGUUCUUGGGUGAGAUCGUCCGACUGGCUGUGGCCGACAUGAUCAACAACGAGAACUCUGCACUAUUCAAGGAUCUCAACUCGAGCACGAACGACUGGGGUACCACUACCACCAUCGCCCCCACAUCUGGCUUCCUCAAGCCCUGGGGACUUGAUAGCUCCAUCAUGUCUGUGGCGGCUGCUGACAACACCCCCGAGUUGUCCACUCUUCGCCAGGAGCUCGAAAACCUGCUCAAUGUCUACACCCCCUCGCUUGAGGACGCCCAGGCCUUCAAGGCUGUUUCCAACGCUGUUGGCCGUCGUGCUGCUCGACUGGCCGCUGUCGCCAUUGGCGCCAUUGCUAUCAACACUGGCAAGCUCGAUGAUAUCAGCGAAGACGUUAUCGAUAUUGGUGUGGACGGCAGUCUUGUCGAGCAUUAUCCCUUCUUCCGGGAUAUGAUCUACGAGGCCCUCCGAGCCAUUGACGGCAUCGGCCCCAAGGGCGCUGAGAAGAUCCGAAUCGGUAUCGCUAAGGACGGUAGCGGUGUUGGUGCCGCUCUCAUUGCCCUUGUGGCUGCUGGCAGGGAGAAGCCCGAAGACUACUUGACUAACUUGAGAUCUGAGUCCAACCGCGCUCGCAAGUCUUCUGAUGCGAUCCUCGACUCAGCACCACUCUCUAACCAGGCACUACUAAUCGGUGGUGUCGUUGGUGUUCUUGCGCUAGCAGCGAUCUGGUACAGCAAACGGCGAUGA